ACACACGUGUAAAUAAGUGAAGAUAUGAGGUUGGACUAGGUAGGGAAGGUACUUAUAUAGGUAUAUAAUAUCUUCAUACCAUAUCUUGGCGUCCUAGUCUCUCGUCGUUGUCUUUCCCGUUACCAUAGCAUUCCUAAACAGUAAGAAGGAAAUCAUCCACCAUGACGCGCAUCGCAUCUCUCGCCCUCCUAUCCGUCGCCGCCCUCCCCGGCGCCAUGGCCUGGGGCGCCAUGGGCCACGAGACAGUCGCCUACGUCGCGAGCAACUACGUCAGCGCAUCCACCAAAUCCUUCUUCCAGGACCUGCUGGGCGACACUUCGGCGGACUACCUAGCCGGCGUGGCCGCCUGGGCCGACAGCUACCGGUACACGAGCGCGGGCAAGUUCUCGGCGUCGUUCCACUACAUCGACGCCAAUGAUGACCCGCCGUCUAGCUGUGGCGUCGAUCUGGACCGCGACUGCGGCGCCGAGGGCUGCAUCGUGCGCGCCCUCCAGAAUUACACGACUAUUCUGAUCGGCCAGAAGGCGAGCAAUGCUAAUCUGCAGAUUGCAGCCAAGAUGAUCAUCCACUUCGUCGGCGACAUAGGACAACCUUUACAUUGCGAGGCUUUAGAAAUCGGCGGUAACGACAUCGACGUGCAAUACGACGGCGACGACACAAACCUGCACGCGGCUUGGGACAGCAACAUCCCCGAGUCCAUUUCCGGCGGGUCCUCGCAGUCGUCCGCGAAGUCGUGGGCCUCGGACCUGAUAAAGGAAAUCAACUCCGGCUCCUACAAAUCCCAAGCAGCAAGCUGGGUCAGCGGCCUCAGCGUCGCUUCGGCAGACAAGCAGACGUCGACGGCGCUAAAAUGGGCCACGGAGAGCAACGCAUACGUGUGCUCGACGGUACUACCAGACGGCAUAAGCGCGGUCGAGAAUAAGGACCUAAGCGGGCAGUACACGACGACCGCGCAGCCGGUUGUCGACCUGCAGAUAGCGAAGCAGGGGUACCGGCUCGCGAAGUGGCUGGACGCUAUCGUCGCUGCAAUUUGAUAAGUUUGUCAUACUACCUAGAGGCAUUGACGUAGAUUACGAUGAUCGGAGUUAUGGUAAGGACCAAAAGAUAGUAAAAGAAAUGAGAUUCUAAGUGUAGGU
Molecule: messenger RNA, 1136 nt
Organism: Daldinia loculata
Lineage: Eukaryota; Fungi; Ascomycota; Sordariomycetes; Xylariales; Hypoxylaceae
Product: nuclease S1 precursor
Exons: 4
Coding region: 162-1034 (290 amino acids)
Biological process (GO): DNA catabolic process
Molecular function (GO): nucleic acid binding; endonuclease activity
Source: RefSeq, a predicted model, not a curated record